CUACGUACCUAUAAUAUCGUAAGAGAUUCUUCACGAACACCUAGCUCAUACAGCUUUGCGAUCUGUUAUCUUACCUUUUCACACGCCCUUGUCAGCUUCCGGAAACUAUUGCCAACAUGUAUCACCUAGCAAAGGGUCUCUACCGAUUAGCGACCAGUAAAGAGGAAUACUCCGUCAUCCUCCUAGGCCUCGACAACGCCGGAAAGACCACCUUUCACGAACAAGUCAAGGCUCUCUUCCACCCCGACCAGCCCGAGCCCAAGUUGAGAACGGUUCCUACGGUCGGCCAAAAUGUCUCCACCAUCACCCUUCCCGACAUGUACCUGAAGCUCUGGGACGUCGGCGGCCAGCUCUCCCUUCGCGCCCUGUGGCACUCGUACUACUCGUCCUGCCACGCCAUCAUCUUCAUCAUCGACAGCACCGACAUCGGCGACGGCCAAAUCGAGCGCGAUCAGAACAACGGGCGGCUGGACGAGUGUCGGGCGGUGUUGGAGGAUGUGUUGCAGCACUCGGAGACAGAAGGCGUACCGCUGUUGAUAUUGGCGAACAAGCAGGACCGGGAAGACUGCGUAGAGGUGGUGCGGAUCAAGGAAGGCUUGGUAAAGAAGGUCUUCGAGGGCGAGAAGAGCGCAAGUAUCAGAGACUCGAGGGUGUUGCCGGUGUCGGCACUAACGGGGACGGGCGUGAGGGAGGCGGUGGAGUGGGUUAGGUCAAGGGUAAAGUGGAACAAGGAGUCGAGGCCGCCGGUUAUGCGGUGAGAAGCGGGAGCGGUUGAUGAUGAAAGACCAAUUCAUGACAUAACCCACGUUCGCGACCAAUAUCGACGAACAUCGACAGCGCCGGGGCAGAGGAUUCUAUGUGGGAGCCAAAUCCUCCCUUUGGGUUCGGCAGGCAAUGCUUGGAUCUUGCCUGCCGUCGAGGAUCAAUAUCGCUUCCUGGAAGACUUAAGAACUAGGCCAGGAGCGGUACGUGAUCACGCAGGUUUCUUCCAAAAAGACCUACAACACCCUGCCAUCACGCGAGAUUACCCUGCCAUCAGAUCAAAUCACUUCAGAUUCGGGCAAGAUUGGAUCGUGGGGGGAGUGGCGUAGAAGCAAAUUUAGGGCUCAGGCUUGGUCUAAACUAAAGUUUGGAGCUCAUUGCGUCCAGAGAUAGAGGCUAGGACCCUGUGGUUACCUGGCGCCAAUGCUUUCACCUCAUUCAUCUGGCAGCUUUAGCGGCAGAUGAGGACUUGGGGACUGAGCUGAUGGCGAGAUACACUGUGUAACGUUAGAUGGCAAUUUCGGUCGCCGCUAACGGGAUAACUCCCUUUAGACAUGAGGGAGGAUACGGCACUCGCGGCGCCCCCCAUCAUAAUAAUAGAGCCCAUUCCGCGGAGUGACUUGCCUCUUGGACAAUUCUUGCCGUUCUCUUUUGACUGAGAAAAGUAAAGAGACCAGCUGUAGAGCUGUCCCAUAUCCUCGUCAGGUUUCGCCUUCAACCACACA
Neurospora crassa OR74A is the source of this 1487-nucleotide messenger RNA. RefSeq names its product ADP-ribosylation factor family protein. The coding region runs from base 117 to 758 and encodes 213 amino acids. Gene Ontology annotation, molecular function: GTPase activity; GTP binding. Gene Ontology annotation, cellular component: Golgi apparatus. Gene Ontology annotation, biological process: intracellular protein transport; protein localization to organelle; Golgi to plasma membrane protein transport. The record is from RefSeq and is a predicted model, not a curated record. Lineage: Eukaryota; Fungi; Ascomycota; Sordariomycetes; Sordariales; Sordariaceae. The transcript is spliced from 2 exons.